AUGGCAUGGCUUGUUUAUCCAUUGUACGGCCAAUGUCAAUCAUCGUUGUUAAUUUGCUUAAGCCAUGAUGGCGAUGGACAAGAUUUAACAUCAUUUCUACAAGGAAAAAUGAGGGUCUCUUUACUGCUUAUGAUUGCGAUGGUAGCCAUCUUGGUUAUAACAACUGCUGAAGCCAGGGAUUUACCAUUAAGAAGAAGACUUGAUGAAUGGUACAGUAAUAAAGUUACUAGAGGAUGUGGUACAUUGAUCUGCAAAGAUGACAAUGAUUGCUGCGGCAAAGACGAAUGUUGGUUUUCCCCAGGCUCAUGUAUUCCACCUAAUCCGAUCGGUUUCUGUGUCCCCGAGCAAUUUCAGUGCUAA
Molecule: messenger RNA, 360 nt
Organism: Trichoplax adhaerens
Lineage: Eukaryota; Metazoa; Placozoa; Uniplacotomia; Trichoplacea; Trichoplacidae
Exons: 2
Coding region: 1-360 (119 amino acids)
Source: RefSeq, a predicted model, not a curated record